AUGGUGAAGGAGACAGAAUAUUAUGAUGUGCUCGGGGUCAGGUCCGAUGCCACUGAGGCAGAGAUCAAGAAGGCGUACUAUAUUAAGGUCCUUUGCAAAAUCUCUUGGUUGCUCUUCCGUUUGCUUUUUUCUCGUUUAGGUCGUCCAUAUGUGACACUUCUCUUAUGCUCAUGCACAAUUGGACAUCGCUGAUGUACUACUUAUUGCUUGUUGAAUUGUUCGUAUAAAUUCGUGGACGAAGAUAUGUUGCAAUCUCCGGCUUACCUAUGGUCCUUCUGCGCACUGUUACGUUCCUUCAGACGCCUAUUUUUUUCCUUUUUAUCAGACACAGAGGCUUUGGUGUGCUGUGGGCGUUAGAGAGAGCUCUAGACGAUACCGGCCAAUUUUGAUUACGAUUUUUUUUUACAACCGACUGUGCACCCAGGGGUUUCUAGCAGAGGAAAAUGAACCCCAUGUUGGGUUUGAUCUCUUAUUUGCAUUGGAUCUAAACUUGCUUACACUAGUAAAUUAUAUAUGUAUGGAAGUAUAUUUAUUUAUAAAAUAUGCAAUAUUUUCUACAUGGAUACUUUUAAAUAUUUUCUACAUGGAUACUUUUAAAUAUUUUCAAAUAUAACGAAUAUAACAUCUACUUACUCAUGUUUGAAAAGAUAUAAAUUAUGUUUUUGAGAGAUUAAAUUUUUGUUUAAAUUUUAGAUCCCUAAACUUACCUGAUGCUGACAAUUUUAGCUGCCCUUCUUUUUUUUCUUUUUUUUUUCUUUCACUUUGCGAUUAAUUCACAUUGAAUUCCGUGGGAAAGGUGAGCGAUAGCUGUACAAAAUGACAAUGUUAAAGAUGGGUUACGCAUGUUGAUCCUGUUGUAAAUUUGAUAUAGUUUUCAAUACUAUGAUCUUUUAAGGUGUAUCUUUUCCUCUUUGCAAGUUUGACACGUUUCUCAUUCCCUGUUAAAACCAUGUUCGUGAUAUAGGAGAGCUUUACACUGGACCGUAGAAAUGUAAACUGUCUUAUCCUUAUAUAUAUUUGUAUAAUCAAAAUAUAUGAAUUUGUGACUGCACAUUAUAGAACACACGUGAACGAGUUGUUAUAAUAGCCUUAGUUGUGCUAUUGUGUCAUCUUGUUAGUAGGCAAAUGUUGUUCGAUCGGUGGGAUGCCCAAAGCUAUCAUUACAAAAGGAUUAUAGGUCAUCUGAAGAUCAUUUGGCUUUAUUGGGUAGAUAUAUUUUACGAUUGGGAGGUGUUCUUGCAUGUCAUAUAUGAAUUUUGUUUUUUAAGAAGCACAUAUUUCUCUUUUAGAAGACUGUAGAGGAGUAUUGAUACUUUAUAGCUUAUUUCAUCAGGUAGCUUUCUUUCCAUCCUUGAGCUGGUUCAGUGUCCUUUGAAUGGAUUGAAGUGUCUUCUGUUUACUCUUAAUAAAGAGUGGGGUAGGUUGGUAUAAACAUGUAGAUUUCUGCAUUGUCAGUUUUUUGCUACUCUAGGCGAGGAUUCUUCUCCCUACAUUUUCAUUUUCUAAUUUUAUAAGGUACAUGUAAUUUUUUUCUUUGUGAGGAGUGAUACGUUUUACUUUUAUGCCUAGAGAUGGUUUUGCGUGUUGCCCGUAGUCCAUGGCGUGGUUCAAGAAAUCACAAUAAAUAGAGCUUUUGUGGUCAAAAUCUCUGGGGCGUUUCUGAGACUAUGCCGGUUUGCUGUUAAGACCCAAGAGAAAAAGGAAAGAAAUGAUGUUUCUUGUAUGUUCAUCUCUCUUUUUUGUGGUAGAACAUAUUUCAUCUCUUCGUUGAAAUUGCACUGUUGCAUAUGGUAAACUUGGUGGUCUCAACUUAUCCAUUUAUUUUUGUUUAUAUUAGGCAAAGCAAGUACAUCCAGACAAAAAUCCAAAUGAUCCGCAAGCUGCACAUAAGUUUCAGGUAUCAUUCAGAGUGAACAGUCUUUAUUUGGAUGAUCAAUAUCUUCACUGAACUAUGAUGAUGUAACUUGAUUAUUUUAGAAAAAAUCAAAUUUACUCAAUAUCAUGUUUUUGAAUCACAUGUUUCUGUCUACUAAAAUAUUUUUUUGAUUGCUUAUAAGGACUAUUAGCUUACCGCACUUGCCCUGUGUGUACUUGCUUACUGCAACUUUGUGAGAUAUGGCAUCCAGUUGUCAGAUAAUUUUUAAAUCCUAUGAUCCAGCCACAUUUAUGCCUUCUUUUAAUUGUUGUUGUCACAGUUCUUUGGGGAUGCGUAUGCACAUCUUCAUUUGGAUACAUAAUCAUGAUCCUUGUCGGAUGAAGGUUCAACUUUCAUUUUUGAUUGAAGAUUUCACAAUCUGUUAAAUGCUUUAAAUUUCAUAGUAAAUAUUAUCUAAUUGGUAAAAUCGUUUGAAAACUGUCAUCAUAUUUUCUUGCUUUAAACCAUCUACUAUGUUCUUAUGUGGAGCAUUUCACUGCAUUAACCAGUAUCCUAGGAUGAACGAGUUUGUACUGAUUCUCAGGCUCAAUUUCAUUACUGCUAUUUUGGUUGGACUGUUUUUUGGGCAUGAUGCUGAGCAGUUUCUUCAAUCCUCAUUUUGAUGGUAUUCCAGCGAGAGAAAGCUUGAUGCUUCACAUUUGUUCCCAACCAUUAUUUCUAGUUUUUUGGCUAUGUUACUGAUGGGUAUUUUUUUGUGAACGUGUUUAUGUUACAAUGUUAAUGCUACUAGGAACUUUGGUUCUUGGCUUCAUAAGUUGGUUUCUUUCCACAAUUGUCAAGUGGAAAGUCUCUUGGUCGUUAACAACUAAUCUUGAUUUAUUCAGAAGUAUUGUUGAAAAUAUGAUAGCACCCUUUUCUUUAUAGGGCUUAGUGCAAUCUCCCUCUCUCUCUCUCUCUCUCUCUCUCUCUCUCUCUCUCUCGUUCUAUGGAAACUUAACACUAAACUCUGUCUAAUGGAGUGGUAUAAGAGUGUAUUGAUAUCAGUCAAGGAAAAUGAACUGAAAUAUUCUACUUCUAUGAUGUCUAGGCAUUAUUCGUUGGAACGUGUGUGAAAAGUGGUUCAUUUAUUUACUUUCAAGAAAUUACUUAUCUGGGGCUACGCUUGUUUCAGGUUCUAGGGGAGGCUUAUCAGGUUCUGAGUAAUCCAUCACAACGGCAAACAUAUGACCUCUAUGGAAAAAUGAGCAUAUCAAAGUAAGCUUUUGAUUUCCUUUUUAUUUUUCUUGUUUCAUUUCUAUGAAAAUCCAAUUGGAAAUAAUUUUUUUUUGCGUUUUAUGAGCUUUGCGAUUAACUCCGAGAGAAAAAAAGAAAUGGUAUGGGUUUAACAAUAUUCCAUGUGUUGUUUACAUUUCAAGAAAAAAGUUUGCUCUUCGAUUUUUUGUGUGGUAUACCGUGAAAUAUCACGCAUAUGCAAUAUCUAUGAUGUUUAACCUCUAUUAUUACUUCACCUGUGCAAAACAUCAUGUUCUGCCCGUUAGUUGGGUCGUUAAUUGCUGAUUACAUUGGAGUAGCAGCGUGUGGAUUGAUCAUAUAUGGAUCAUUACUUUACAAUGACUUCCUGCAGUGGAUUUCUUUAACAUAUAAAAGGUUACCUUGAGCCAUAUAUGCAAGUUAGGCAAAAUACCUUAUUAGAAUUUCAUCAAGAAGAACAUUUAAAUGUAACAACUAAUGCUAGGAAACACUACCCUUCUUUUGGUUUGAAUAAUUGCUAUUUGUUGAGACAGGGAAACAAUUAUCGAUCCAGCAGCAAUUUUCGCCAUGCUCUUUGGGAGUGAACUAUUUGAAGACUAUAUAGGGAAGCUUGCUAUGGCAUCAAUGGCAUCACUUGAUAUUUUUCAAGAAGGUGAACAAGUUGAUGCCAGAAAACUACAGGAGAGAAUGAGGGUAUGUAUUCAUUAAAUAGAUCACUGUUUACCAGUUCAGUUCUUUCUUGUUUGAAUGUUUGUUGAUUCAUAACUGUCUGCAUUAUCUUAGUUUUCAAGGGUUCAUAUGAGCAACGAGACACUGUAGUAGACUAGGGCGUUGAGGCACAUAGGUGUGGAAGCUAAGCAUAUUUUCUUGGUGACUGUAGUCUCCUUGUCCUGUUGGGAACUUUAUUGAGCAAAAAUAAACGUGAAUAUAUCACUAUUAAAUUAUACAUUCAUGUGGAUAUUUUUCGUCAUUAAAAGCCAUAUCCCAAUGCAGAAGAUGGGCGAAUUUCACGUCAAGUCGAUGACUGAAAUGGGAUAGUCUUAUAUGUAGUUUCAUAUUGAUCUCAAUGACAAAGUUUAAUCAAAUCCGAAAAGUAUUCUUCUUAAUGUGAUAGAGCUUACUAAAUAUUAAAAGCCGGAACACUGUAGUGAAACUCCUGUAAAGGUUCUUUCCUCUUGAGCGGAUCACUUUCUUUGUUUAAAGGUGGUUCUGAUAAAAUAUUAGAUUAUAUAUAAUUACGGUGUUGGUUGUGUUUCCCAUGUGAUGAGGUAUGAUGCUUUUCCUGUUUAUGGAAGAUGAACCCAUAACGUUACAAGCAGUAGAUACUUUUAUUUUGUAAUUCUUAUUAUAUUCAAUUAUCAUUUAAAGAUGUGGAAGCUUCUCAUUCCACAGCUACUAAUGCAUUUUUCUCUCAUUCAUAUAUCAAGGGUUCUCUUUAGGUCUCAUUGCUUAAUUGAGAGGCGAAUGGUCGUUUUGGCAUAUUUUGCUUGUUGCACAUGCAUAUGGAUAUGUAUUUUGUUCUAAGAAAUGGAUAGCUGGUAUAGAUUGAUAAAUUUGGCUUCAGGUUUUAUGUAUUUUGAAAAUCCGGACAAUGUGCACAUGUGUGAUUAGAAUUUUGAGGGAUCUUGUAUUUAGGCAGGUAUAUGAAUGGUCCAUUUCUUGACUUCCCAGUGGAGGUCUCGAAAGGCCCCAUCCAUUAUUUUAUGUAUGGACUCUUUUUGGUUGUGGGAGCUUACGAGGAUCAAAUUUUAUGUUGGAGCCCACUUGCUAUAUUUGGUUUCGUCACUUAUAAUUUAUGACCACAAGUUUUCCCCCACGCUUAAAUGAGUCAUCCCCGUUGGUUGUUUACUUGGUCCAACCUCACCCUUGCAUCUUUCUUCUGUAUUGGUGGCCAGGUAAAAACUCGUGUUGUGCGGUUUUCAGUAAUAUCUUCUAUAAGAAAGCGAGUACCAACUUCAGAUUCCUCGAUUUUCAGGGAAAAAAAAGUCUUUCCCUUGGUCAGUCUGCUGAUCAAGUGGGUUUAUCUGCUUGCUUGAGCUCAUGAGCAUGCUAGGACAUCCAAUAGAGCCGUUUUUCUUCUUUUUAGGUGCCUUAUGCUUACUCGAGAACGUAAGAAGCUGCUUUUCAUAACCAUUUAAUCAUCAGUACUGGAUCUUGGUUUUUUCUGCUAUUGCAUUUAGAAAAUGACUCCGAUGUUUCAUUUUUCUGCAUGGUUUAGUAAGACCACCUGUUUUACUGAGAAGUGAAUGAAGAUAAACAUUUUCUGUGUUUUAGAGGCUUGCUUCAGACGUGUAUAGAGAUUUUCUACGAUUUGCCAUUUGUUUGAAGCAGACAUUCUUCUUUUGUUCCCCAUUUUUUUAUUGAUGAUUCUCCCAUUACAUCUGUAUCAAACGUAGUUUUUCCCUGGUACAGGCUGUUCAGAAGGAAAGGGAGGAGAAACUUGUAGUGUUAUUGAAAGAUCGUCUCCAGGAGUAUGUUCUCGGAAAUAAAGAUGCCUUUACAAGUCAUGCUGUAGCCGACGUUAAAAGGCUCUCUAAUGCCGGUAUUCCUAUAACUUCUAUCCCUGUUUAUUUUUCAAUAUGUUACACGUCGCUGUUGUAGAUUGAGGUUGAUACGAGAAGACAUAAUGACUGUAUAAUAUUGAAUUGCCUGAUCCCAGCUCGAGGUUUGAUUUAUAACCCGAUACAAGCUAGAUUGCGUGACACUGCAAUGAUUCACCUGUAGCCGAAAGUUGAUAGGUUGAAGAAUAGAAAUGGUUCAGCAGUGUGAUAUGUUUGUAAUCCCUUCUUGAUGAGCCCAAGCAAUGCUAUGUUGAUAGCUCUCGGAGAACUUGUGCACUGAAAUGCCGUGUAUUCAUGUCGUUUAAAUUGCGAAAGAUGCUUUUAAUUCCAUAGAUCAAAGCAUGAAAAAAUUGUUAAAAUUCCAAUUAGCGGGUGUUGAAAUCCGUAUGUUGCAGGAUUAUCUUGCCGUCGUAUUUCCUCAAAGAAACUAGCGGCUUACCGUUUGUGGUAAAUUCUAGGCCAAUGAUAACAAUUUGAGUUCUAAGGGAAGGGAGCCAAACUUUCUCGGAAAAUAUAUCUCUAAAACCGAAACUUGUCUCUGGUUAUGGUGACGCAUCCUUUCAGCGCCAUGGGGAAUCCAUUGAGGAGUAACGAUUGCUGCAUGCCAGCGUCCAUGGAAGGUGAAAUGGAUCCUUUUAGAAAGAAGCCAGUGUCCCUGAAAAGGCCCUUGAACCCGCCCCUGCCCUAAAGGGGAAACCCUAAUGUCUUUGGAGUUUUUGAAAGCUGAUGCAUUGCUCUUGUACUUUUCUGGGCCGUCCGAACUUGUCUGAUCAAGUCCGUCAUCUAUAUUUUGAUCUUGUGUUUGGCACAGCUUUUGGAGUCGACAUGUUGAGUACGAUCGGGUACAUAUACGCCAGACAGGCGGCAAAGGAGCUCGGCAAAAAAGUGAUCUUUCUGGGUGUGCCGUUUGUGGCCGAGUGGUUCAGAAACAAAGGGCAUUUCAUCAAAUCGCAGUUGACCGCCGCGACAGGUAUGAAUUAUUGUUUCUGUCACUCAGACCUUGCUUGAAAUUCCAAGGGCAUGCCCGUCAAGCAAGUUGGGUGAAUUCCGGAUGAUGGUGGUCAACCCGGCGGGCUCAUGCCCACCCCCGCCGCGUCAAGCAAGUGGGGUGAAUUCAAAUGAUGAUGGUCAACCCCCGGGCUCAUGCCGCCGGUCAAGCAAGUGGGAUGACUUCAAAUGAUGGUGGUCAACCUGGUGCGCUCAUCAUGCCAUUGUCAUCCAUGGCAGGUGUCAUCGCCCUGAUGCAAAUCCAGGAGGAGAUGAAGCAACAGCUCAGUGAUGAGGGCAGGUACACCGAGGAGGAGCUUGAGCAGUACAUGGAAUCGCACAAGAAGGUGAUGGUCGACUCUCUGUGGAAGCUUAAUGUCGCCGACAUCGAGGCCACCCUCUCUCGCGUCUGUCAGAUGGUGAGCCUCCUCUCUCUGCCGUCCGUCGCACUUUUUUUCAGUUUUUUCUCUCUCCUCUGGCUCAUCUGGAACCCCCGAGCUUAUGGUGGCAGGUUCUCCAAGAGAACAACGUUAAGAGAGAGGAGCUCCGUGCCCGUGCCAAGGCAUUGAAAACUCUCGGGAGGAUAUUUCAGGUGCUCAUCUUCUUCAUGUUCUUUCUUAAUAGCAGCUCCUUAAUAUUCCUCUCUCUCUCUCUCUCUUCUUUCUCUCUCAAGAUGAAGUGAAGUGACCAUCUUCUUCUUCUUCUUCUUCUUCUUCUUCUUCUUCUUCUUCAGAGUGUGAAGUCGGGCAAUGGAAGUGAGGUCGAGGGUUCACUUCCAGGGACCACCCAGGAGAAGUUGAGUGGAAACAAGACGGGGUCCGACAGGGCUUCUGACGUCUUGCCAGGCCCGCAGGCCCCCCUUGAGGAGCCGCCGUCCCACGAAAUCCCUCCCACUUCUGAGGUAGGUGUCAUUUUCUCUACAGUUUGAUUACCAUUGAGAUUAUGAAACAGUAUAAUUAUAAUUAAAGAUUACAAAACAGUACGAUUAUAAUCGAGAUUAUAAAACAGAAUGAUUAUAAUUAAGAUUAUAAUAUCUUGUGCUCACCGGUGCUGGCAUGUUCAUCAUCCGUAGCAGAGCCCGUAUGUGGAGGCGCCCAAAGUCUCGGGUUACCAGUUCGGCAGCUUCAACAUGCCGAUGCCGGCAGCACCGCCCGGUGCCACCAGGAGGUGA
Molecule: messenger RNA, 7846 nt
Organism: Spirodela intermedia
Lineage: Eukaryota; Viridiplantae; Streptophyta; Magnoliopsida; Alismatales; Araceae
Source: the annotation of a GenBank genome assembly